AUUCCCCAAAUCAAAUCAAAUCAAGUUCAGAUAGUCAAAGAUUCUCUUUCCCGAGAACAAAUCUCAUUUUCUUUGUUCCCAAACGCCAUUGACGCUGAAUUUUGCCACAUAGAAAUAUUUUUCCUGAUAGAAUCCACUGCCGGAAAAUCGUUCUAGUUUUCCGGCACUAAUUCAAGCACCCAUCAACCCGGAAAAAUGGUCUCCCCUGAGAACACCAAUUGGCUGUCGGAUUUUGGGUUUAUGGACGAUAUCCCUGUUCCCGGCUUCAAUUGGCCCGUAAAGGCCCUCAAUGGCUCCUCUAACGAUGGCGGCGUGGAAAUCGAUGGUUCUUUUGGGGAUGCGGAUGUACAUAAGGAACCCAACUCAAAGAAGAGGGGUAGAUCUGAAUCAUGUGCUGCGUCUAGCUCCAAAGCGUGCAGGGAGAAGCUCCGGAGGGAUAGGCUAAAUGACAAGUUUGUGGAAUUGGGCUCUAUUCUGGAGCCUGGAAGGCCUCCCAAAACUGACAAGGCUGCUAUUUUGAUUGAUGCUGUCCGAAUGGUAACACAACUACGUGGUGAAGCCCAGGCGUUGAAGGACUCAAAUUCGAAUCUCCAAGAGAAGAUUAAAGAAUUGAAGGCUGAGAAGAAUGAGCUUCGUGAUGAGAAACAGAGACUAAAGGCAGAGAAAGAGAAGCUAGAGCAGCACCUGAAGACUAAUAAUGUACAACCUAGUUUCAUGCCACCCCCUUCAGCAAUCCCUGCUGCAUUUGCUGCUCAAGGCCAAGCUCCUGGCAACAAAUUGAUGCCUUUUAUUGGCUAUCCAGGAGUUGCAAUGUGGCAAUUCAUGCCACCUGCUGCGGUGGAUACCUCGCAAGAUCAUGUAUUGCGCCCGCCAGUCGCGUAAGCUGGCUGCCUGCAUUGAUUUUGGUUUGCAUUUUGCCACCAACAAGUGUAAUUGUUUCUCAACUGAAUUAGUUUUCUCUGAAGUCUUGUAAUUGGAUUCUGUGGGUGACUGACCACUGCAUCUCUGGAUCUUCUAUAAAGUGUUAGCUGGUUUUAAGAUGUAUAUUAUAAUAAUUUCAUCCGGCAACCUAUGCUUUGAUCA
Tripterygium wilfordii is the source of this 1083-nucleotide messenger RNA. RefSeq names its product transcription factor ILR3. Gene Ontology annotation, biological process: regulation of DNA-templated transcription; intracellular iron ion homeostasis. Gene Ontology annotation, molecular function: DNA-binding transcription factor activity; protein dimerization activity. The transcript has 5 exons. NCBI's taxonomy places the organism in Eukaryota, Viridiplantae, Streptophyta, Magnoliopsida, Celastrales, Celastraceae. The coding region runs from base 196 to 882 and encodes 228 amino acids. The record is from RefSeq and is a predicted model, not a curated record.